Molecule: messenger RNA, 4430 nt
Organism: Mya arenaria
Lineage: Eukaryota; Metazoa; Mollusca; Bivalvia; Myida; Myidae
Exons: 5
Coding region: 18-797 (259 amino acids)
Source: RefSeq, a predicted model, not a curated record
AGCAAUAUACGUGCAUUAUGGGUCCCCUGUAUUUCAAGCCAUGGAGGAGAACUGAUAGGAAGAGCUUUGUGGAGACUGAAAAAUUCCUGAUUGAAGAAAUACGGUCACACAAAAAGCGCCAACUAAAAUUAUGCCUUGUUGGCCAUACAGAAGCCGGGAAGUCGUCCUUCAUAAACUCGGUAUUUUCCGUUUCAAGAGGAAAAACAGCUGAUAUGAAAAACGUUAAAAUAGAUACAGUGGACAGCAUCGGAACACAUAGGUUUUUGCUCCUUAAGACGAGAAGGGACCUUUUCGCUCAUACCAAAAUCUACGAUACCCUGGGAUUGACCGGAAACGCAAACGAUAAAGAUUACGGCCUCGCGGCAAUUGAACUCCCGCGAAUUUGCGAAGGACAUGUGCAGCCGGGACAUUUAUUUCACAUGGACUCAUCCACCGAUGCUGAUGAACAUUACUGUGUCGUUUUCGUUAUCAGUGCUAAUGUGCUCGAUGGAAUACAUGGAUCGGAACCUUCAAUUCUCUGCAACAAGAUUCUUCAUUUACAUAAAGCAGUUCCUGAUGAUGUUUCUCAAAUAAUCGUCAUUACAAAAUGUGACGAGGUGUGUAUGAAGACCAAAGAACUUAUUGAAAACAUAUUUUACAGCAAGAAGAUUCACCAGUUGGUUAAAAAGGCAGUCCGUGUGUUUGGAAUACCACAAUGUAGAGUUUUUCCAGUUGUAAACUACGUCGACCAGACGAAAAUUGACCACAAGUUGAAUGUGCCAAUUCUGUAUGCUUUACUUAAUGCAUUGGAUUUUUAGAUUGGACGACAGGUAGGAGAAUAAAGAGAAAUAACACAGAAUAAACACAAAAAUACAGUUUAUGACUUUAACAAGACGCCAAGGAAACCAGACUCUGUGAAGAACAUAGUUAGAUGUUUAUUAAACUGCUAUACAUGCAUUUUGAUAUAACUGCCUGCAAACUUACAAGUAGUAUGCCUUUUAAUCAUUACACUUGUUUGCUUACUUUUGUUUGACUUUCAAGAGUUAUCAUUUCAGCUCGUUCUAGGUUCAGAUGAAAACAAAACCUAAUAUUGGGAAAGCGUUCUAUAACAAAAUACGUUACUUCAUACCCUCAUCAUUCUCUUGCAUGAAGUGUUUAUUUCGGUACUUUUUAUGUGACAAAAACAGCUUAUACUGCCAAUGCAUUGCCUUCCAAUUUUGACCGCAUUCAAUGCUUAAACAAAUGGUCAUUUUUAACCUUUAGAAUUGACUCUAACAACAUUUGAACAUCACACUUUGAUCAAAACAGUCGUUGAAAACUAAAAAGGUGUUAAAGUUUUAGAGAGUGUAUGGAACAAAAUUACGUUGCCCUGUUGAAUCUGCUGAGAAUAUAUUCAGUCUAGCAAAAAGCAAUGUAUUUCCAUGUUGUAAGCUAAAACUAGCAAGUGGAUGUCAACGCGCGUCUAUUUCAUUUCAUCGAAAGGUGCAUAGCUCAUUUCGUCCAGAGCUAUCGGCCUAGGUACACGUAUGCUUUUUGUAGCCUGCAGCAUGCAUUCUAAAUGUAUAUAUCUUUCAAGUGUUUCGAGCUAUGCCAUGACGCAGACGACGACGCCUUCAUAAGUGGCGUUAAUUGAACGCAUGAUAGACGUUUUUAUUUGUUGAUUGGUCAAUCUCAGAUGAAAAUUUGGGAUAAAAAUUAGCGACAGUUUUUGUGUCGGUUGAAAAGACGACAUAUAGGGGUUACUUUUGUCGGCGGCGUCGGCGGCGGCGGCGGCGGCGCGUCCGCGUCCCAUCUUCGAUUGUCCGGGGUAUAUCUCCUAAACUAUUAGUGGUAUCAACUUGGAACUUCAUAUGUACAUAGAUCUAAUUGAGGGCAAGUGCAGUGCACAAGAACUGUUACUCUUGCUUCCAUAUUUUUAGAGUUUUGCCCUUUGAUAUUUUUCAUGCUUAAAGUUUUGUCCGGGGCAUAUCUUGUAGAAUAUAAGAGUUAUCAACUUGAAACUUUAUAUGUAGAUAGAUCUCAUGGAGGGCAAGUGGAGUGCAUAAUAACAGUAACUCUUGCUUUCUUAGUUUUAAAAUCAUUGCCCUUUGUUAAUUUUCAUGCUUAAAGUUUUGUCCGGGGCAUAUCUUGAAGAAUAUAAGAGGUAUCAACUUGAAACUUCAUAGCUAGACAGAUCUCAGUGAGGGCAAGUGCAGUGCACAAUGACAGUAACUCUUGCUUUCUUAGUUUUAAAAUUAUUGCCCUUUGUUAAUUUUCAUGCUUAAAGUUUUGUCCGGGCAUAUCUUGAAGAAUAUAAGAGGUAUCAACUUGAAACUUCAUAGCUAGACAGAUCUCAUUGAGGGCAAGUGCAGUGCACAAUAACAGUAACUCUUGCUUUCUUAGUUUUAAAGUUAUUGCCCUUUGUUAAUUUUCAUGCUUAAAGUUUUGUCCGGGACAUAUCUUGAAGAAUAUAAGAGGUAUCAACUUGAAACUUCAUAGCUAGAUAGAUCUCAUUGAGGGCAAGUGCAGUGCACAAUAACAGUAACUCUUGCUUUCUUAGUUUUAAAGUUAUUGCCCUUUGUUAAUUUUCAUGCUUAAAGUUUUGUCCGGGGCAUAUCUUGAAGAAUAUAAGAGGUAUCAACUUGAAACUUCAUAGCUAGAUAGAUCUCAUUGAGGGCAAGUGCAGUGCACAAGAACCGUUACUCUUGCUGCCAUAUUUUUAGAGUAAUUGCCCUUUGUUAAUUUUCUUGCUUAGGUUUUGUCCGUGGCAUAUCUCGUAAACUAUAGGUUUCAACCUGAAACUUAUUCCGUAGGUAUAUCUGAUUUAGGGUUCAAAUGCCACCUACACUUGAAAGUUAAAUGGCAACAUCAUUGUCUAUGAAGGAAAAAAGUGCCAAUCUAACAGCUAUAAUGUCGACAGUAAAUAAUUCGUCAGGCGACACAUCCGACUCGCGGAGUUCUAGUUGUUAUUGAGCGUCUUAUUGACCAGUUUCGUAUUUCAAAACAUAAGUAAUAAUGUUAUAAAUAAUCAUAAUUGUUUGACUGAGACCAACUGCUAUAUAUUAACAUUUGAAUGGAAAUGAGAGAGAGAGAGAGAGAGAGAGAGAGAGAGGGAGAGGGAGAGUUGGCGUUGUACCUUACGCACGUGCGUCUUUCUUUUUUGACGCCAUAAGAGUCAAACCGUUUCUUAAAAGCGUUCACUUGGACAUAUUAAGAAUGAACUUGGAUUUAACUUGUUGUAAAAAAUAAUUAAACACCUAAACUAACACUUCCUUGAAUGAACUUCUUUUCAACAAUUACGUGUUAUGGCCUAUUGAAGUUUCAAUUGAUUAUCAAGUGGUUCCUGAUGUUAAGUAAAUAGUUGAUCACAGUACAUAUAGCAAUGCAAUAAACCAUUUGUCGUGUUUGUUAGUUUAUAGAUUACCGUAGUGAUGCAUUGUAUGUUACAAUAUUUUGAAGAUGCUGAGUUAUGUUAAAAAACACCAAACAAUACUGCAAAGUUUGUUUGUGCAAGAAGUAAAAUCCAUGUGACAUUAUAUUUGUGAACAUUUAUCAUAUGCUAUGUGAUAUAUGAUAUGGAUUAAAGAAGAUUAAAUGAAUACAACAUUGAUUGAACAUCCAACAAUAGUUACAGAAAUAAGCUUUUGACUAACAUUGUGUAUAGUUACAGAGCUCUCUGUGUCCGUAAUGGCUGAUUUGAUCUUGGACCAUCCAAACACAUUGUUUACUUAAUAUAUAACAAUUACUAAAUAGUCAAAAAAUGUAAAUAUUUCUUUGUACCCAUUCAGUUAAUAUACAUGUUUCUUUAUAAGAAUUGCUUUUAGCUUGAAUGUGAGGAAUCUUGAUAGUGCAUAUAUAUUAUAUAACUCUGGAGUCUGUUUCAUGGGUAGAAACAAGAACUGACGUCUAUUUUGAGAGGCCAUGCGGAAAUACCCUUAAAGGGGAUGUUACAGCCUCUUGGGUGAGUGGCGGACUCUAUAAAAUCACACUCACCCUUUUUAGUUAUUAUUUGUUUAAUGUCGACAAUGUUAUAUUAACACAUGAAGGUGGUUUUAAAGGCUUAAAGAAUUAUUUAUGCCUGUCAUUUUUUUUUACAGAAUAUAUAGUCUGAGCAUUGUAUCGAAAUGAUUAUCUUUAUGAUCAGUUUUAAAUCAGAGGGAAAUCCUGUCUAAUCCAUGUACGUGCAUGUUUAUUUAUAAAUAAAUAUAUCGAAAUAAUCAUUUAUACAAGACAUGUCAGUACGUAGGUCAAAAACGAACGUAGAAGAGGAGUAUUAAAGUGUAACAAUGAAGAAUAAAUAAUGAUCACAAAAGUUUUCUUUUGUAAUUUUACUUUACACUAUUAGAAACACAUCGACAUCACAUACUACUUAUUGAAAUCAGGCUUAUUUCAUUUCUCCAAAUGAUGUUCCUUUACAAUAAUCGAAAUUAACUAUUAUCAGAUAACCGAGUUCUAUAAAUGUAGAACAUAGA